CGACAGGAGGAUGGGUUUACUAACCGGGGUUCUCCUUGGAGCUGGGGCUGCAGCCAUCGGUGCCCCGCUCGUGCUGAGUGCCAUGGGGUUCACGGCUGCCGGCAUUGCUGCAGGAUCGCUGGCAGCCAAGAUGAUGUCAGCUGCAGCCAUCGCCAACGGGGGUGGUGUGGCCGCCGGAAGCAUCGUUGCCCUCGGGCAAUCCGCUGGGAUGGCAGGCCUUGGUGUCGCUACCAAAGCUGCGAUAACUGCCACUGGUGCAGUGGUGGGGCUUCUGGUGUAAGAAAUAUCUGCAAAGGAGUUCACGAUGUCAUUUAGAAGAGCAGACCUUAAAUACAUAUCUGUGAACUAAGAAGCUUAUUUGCUAAUCAAUAACCAAUUUAUCUCAAUC
This is a messenger RNA of Protobothrops mucrosquamatus (brown spotted pit viper), 388 nucleotides long. RefSeq names its product interferon alpha-inducible protein 27-like protein 2A. The transcript has 4 exons. Gene Ontology annotation, biological process: apoptotic signaling pathway. Gene Ontology annotation, cellular component: membrane; mitochondrion. The record is from RefSeq and is a predicted model, not a curated record. The coding region runs from base 11 to 280 and encodes 89 amino acids. NCBI's taxonomy places the organism in Eukaryota, Metazoa, Chordata, Lepidosauria, Squamata, Viperidae.